GCGCAGGCAAAUGGAAAACACAAGUCGCCUCCUCCGCCGUUGAUGAUGGGAAGCAAUCAUCCCGAGCACGGGACCAAGCCGAGAUCCACCAAACACCACAAACAACAGAACCACCGAGUGGUGCGCAAGCAGCCGCCGCGCCCCGCAGUCAGCGACCGCCACAACAUCUACAUCACCAGCAAGACAGACUUCAAGGCCCAGCAGCGCCGCUGCGAGGAGCUGAUCAACUCCGGGGUCCACGAGAUCUUUCUGCAUUGCAUGGGCUUCUCCGUCACCCGCGGCCUCAAUAUCGCCCUGCGCCUCGUCCAGAAUUCUGAAGGCGCCCUCAGCUACGCCAUCAACACCUCCACCGUUCAGUUGGUGGACGAACUGCACCCUCUGUGCGAUGCCGAGGACAUAACCUUCCGCCAGCGCAACAACUCGGCCCUGCACAUCAAGAUCUCCAAUAACAGUCUCUUCGACAUCGUCGUGCCGCAACCGUCGCAGUCCCAGACGCAAGCCCAGUCCCUGGGCCAGUUCCGAGGCAAGGCGAAGGCCAGGCAGUAGCAUGUUCAAACUCUCGGAGCUGGUGCGCUGGCUGGGGCUCACCGAGUUCGAGAUCCUGGUCAACCUGUGCGGCUUGCUUGUGUUCACCAUCACGCUGGCCGUCAAGCUCCAUCUGCAGGCCAGGGCCGGACCCGGCGGCAUACUCCCGGAGCCCAUGGGCGACUGGUUCACCGUUUUCAGCCCCCUGUUCUUCAUCGACAUCUGCAACGCGUACUUCUGCGUCAUUGUGGGCA
Molecule: messenger RNA, 779 nt
Organism: Drosophila simulans
Lineage: Eukaryota; Metazoa; Arthropoda; Insecta; Diptera; Drosophilidae
Gene: Rpp20
Product: ribonuclease P protein subunit p20
Exons: 2
Coding region: 43-546 (167 amino acids)
Biological process (GO): tRNA 5'-leader removal
Cellular component (GO): nucleus; nucleolar ribonuclease P complex; ribonuclease MRP complex
Molecular function (GO): nucleic acid binding
Source: RefSeq, a predicted model, not a curated record